Messenger RNA from Esox lucius (northern pike), 8490 nucleotides. Its product is annotated as cGMP-inhibited 3',5'-cyclic phosphodiesterase A. The transcript is spliced from 16 exons. Gene Ontology annotation, molecular function: 3',5'-cyclic-AMP phosphodiesterase activity. The record is from RefSeq and is a predicted model, not a curated record. NCBI's taxonomy places the organism in Eukaryota, Metazoa, Chordata, Actinopteri, Esociformes, Esocidae. Bases 761 to 3997 code for a protein of 1078 amino acids. Gene Ontology annotation, cellular component: cytosol. Gene Ontology annotation, biological process: oocyte maturation; positive regulation of oocyte development.
GUUGAUGAAUGACAUGGAGAAGGAAUCCCCUACUCUCUUCACCAGACCACGCCACCAGGACAUAGAAGACCUGUGCGCGUUAUCACCGCAACGAACAUUGGAAUCAUCCGAGGCAACCGGGUCUUUUUGCCUGUGCCAUAUUUCCGUUACGUUUAAGUCAACAGAGAAGUGUUAAGUAUAUGAGCAGGAUUGCGUGAGUGGAUUGUUUUAACAACCCGGAAUACCGUUCGUGUUUUGCAAAUAGGAAGGCGCCUGUAAAGUGUGUGGAAACUCUAACUGGAAGUGAGAAGAGGGGGGAAAAACACAAAAAGAAGUGUGACGGUGCACAAAGGGCUGCAAGCGUGCGGCGUGUGUGGAUGAUAAUGUGGUGUGAGGGAAGGAAACAAUGGCCUAGAUCUGCUCUCUGCAACUCGUCAAGACUAGGUCUGUGACUACACUGUCAGUCUGUCUCAGUAAAUAGCCUUUCAUUAACUCACACGAAAAAGGAACAAAGAGGAAAACGACAUUGUCACCCAGUGCGCAAACCGAAUUUUUUUUAAUCAUUCGACCUAUUUGGCCAUUAGUUAACUCAUCGCUCUAUUUGUUUUAAGUUGUGUGGUGAGGUGUGGAGGGGAUGGUUUUGUUGCGGUAACAACUCCCAGCAUCGACAAUAUUGCCCUGUAUGCCCUGUCCCAUGACCCGAUAGACCCGCCGGUCUAGAGGUAGGCGAUACAAUUCCUCGUUUAUACAUACGUCUAGCCCUGCUAGGCCUACAUGAGUGAUGGCAAUGCCAGUAGAAUCUGACCGUCGCGUCAGUGUUGUAGUAGACCUACGGAACUGUAACAGCAGCAGCGCUCAAGACAAAACCUUCCGAGCGCCGGGGCGUAAUGGUUAUGUGAAAACGUGUGUCGCCCAGCCACUGUGCGACAGAUACAAACGGGAUGGCUCACAUUCUGAUUCUUGCGUGGUGAGGCUUGCGUUCACAAAGAUAUGGGGUGCCCAGAAACUCCGAUGUGCGGUGUGUGUGGGCUCGCUUUCGGUUCUUCUCGCCUUGUUGGUUAAACUAGCCGACUGGAGGACCGAUCUCAGUAGCACUAGCACUAACAACAGCAGUCAGCACUCCAGCUCCCCUGUUCAUUUUGUGCCAGGCUGCUUAGGGGAGCUGUUACUAACUCUUUGGCAUUUGAUCUCGCCUGUAUUUACCCUCCUAUGUGCCUUCUUUUGGCUGGGUUUGUAUUUGAUCCGCUGCGGAGUGCUUAUCCAGACCGCACUUUUCCUCCUCACGCUUUGCCACCUGGGCGAGACUGCGGCUUGGGCUCUCGUGCACGGUGGGACCGGGACGGAUGAACAACAGCUGUUUUCCCUCAGCGCGUCAGCGGCCGCGGUCGUGCUCGCCUGCCUGGCCACCGGCGCACUCAUGGUAGCGCGGCUGAAGCACGGCAUCCCAGUCAUAGUGUUCGUUAGCGUCGUCCGGACUAUCUCGCUACUCUCGCUGUACAAAGUGCGGGCCACCUGGAGACCGUACGCCGCGUACCUCGUCGGGGUCCUGGGCAUCCUACUGGCAAGGUAUGCUGAUUGUCUCCUACCGAACCAAGGGAUUCACGGGGAGGGCUGUACCCCCUCUGUGACUGGAGCGAAGGAAGGGGAAAACGAGACCCCUGUGUUUAAAAGGCGAAGGAGGUCCAGUUCUGUGAUUUCCUCAGACAUGGCACACAGUCAAUCCAACAGCAAGUCACACAGGAGGACCUCGCUGCCAUGCAUUCAGAGGGACCAGAUGCUAGAAUGGGACCACAAAAGAAGCUCAAGAUCAUCACAGUCGUCGGGCACCAGUGUGGUGGUGGAUAUAGCUGUGAUGGGAGAGGCCCACGGGCUGAUCUCAGACCUGCUGGCCGAUCCUUCGCUGCCGUCCCACACCUGCACUUCCCUCCGGGCUGUCAGCAACCUGCUCACCACCCAGCUCACUUUCCAGCCCCUGCAUCGGCCACGCCUCGCUCUGAUGGGCAUGAACCUAGGAGACGCAUACACCUGCUCUGACUCAGAGGAAGGGCCGGAGAAGGGGGAGAGGACCAAUUCCUUACCUAAGCGUCUGCGUCGUGGCCUUCACCCUGGCCUGAGAAGGAUCUCUUCUUCGUGGACCACCACCACCUCAGCUACGGGUCUGCCCACCAUCGAGCCUGGACCAGUACGCAGGUCCAGCAUUAGCAUCAAACCCUUCCACGAACCACUCACCUGCAGAAAUCGAGACUCAUCAGACCAGGCAACAUUCUUCCAGUCUUCAACUGUCCAGUUUUGCUGUGGGAGGCCGUUCAUCAAGCCAGGCCAUGGAGACGCCUCCACAGAGAAAGGGGAGCGGGUUCACCGGACAGAGGAUCAGGCGGUGGCGUCGUCCGACUACGACAGUACCCACGAGGCCAAUCACAGUGACAGCAGUGACGUAGUGCAGGCGGAGGAGGGGGACGCGGAGGGGGCCAAAAGCACCCCCCAAAGCCUCCUCAUGCUACCUCCUGAGGACCAGCCCCUCCUGGCCCCGGAGCCCUUAGUGAUGGAGGGCUUAGAGCCUCUGAUGAGCCAACUCAACAACUGGAACUUCCCCAUCUUCAGCUUGGUGGAGAAGACCCAGGGCCAGUGUGGGCGGAUCCUCAGCCAGGUCUCUCACAGGUUAUUUGAAGACACGGGCCUGUUUGAGACCUUCAAGAUCCCUGUUCAGGAAUUCAUGAACUACUUCCAUGCUUUGGAGAAUGGCUACAGAGACAUACCCUAUCACAACAGGAUCCACGCCACCGACGUUCUCCACGCCGUGUGGUACCUCACCACACAGGCAGUGCCUGGCCUGCCCAACCUGAUCUCUGACCACGGCUCCACCAGCGACUCGGACUCUGACAGCGGCAUCACGCACAGUCACAUGGGUUUCCUGGUGUCAAAGACUUACGCUGUGUCAGAGGAUGGCUACGGCUGCCUGUCGGGGCUCAUCCCGGCCCUGGAGCUCAUGGCUCUGUACGUGGCGGCGGCCAUGCACGACUACGACCACCCGGGACGCACCAACGCCUUUCUGGUGGCCACCAGUGCCCCCCAGGCGGUGUUGUAUAACGACCGGUCGGUCCUGGAGAACCACCACGCCGCUUCAGCCUGGAACCUGUUCAUGUCCCGUCCGGAGUAUAACUUCCUGGUCAACCUGGACCAUGUGGAGUUCAAACGCUUCCGCUUCCUGGUCAUCGAGGCCAUCCUCGCCACUGACCUCAAGAAACAUUUUGACUUCCUGGCAGAGUUUAAUGCCAAGGUGGUGGAUGACGUGACACGGGGCAUUGAUUGGUCCAAUGAGAAUGACCGGCUGCUGGUUUGUCAGAUGUGCAUCAAAUUGGCUGACAUCAACGGCCCAUUGAAGCACAAGGACCUGCAUUUACAAUGGACCCAGGGCAUCGUGGACGAGUUCUAUGAACAGGGUGACGACGAGGCCAGUCAGGGUCUCCCCAUCAGCCCCUUCAUGGACCGGUCUGCUCCCCAGCUGGCCAAGCUCCAGGAGUCCUUCAUCACCCACAUCGUGGGACCACUUUGUAACUCCUAUGACUCCGCAGCUCUCAUGCCCGGACGCUGGGUGGAGCCAGACCCAGAGGAGGAGGAUGACGACGAGCACGAGGAAGAGGAGCAGGAGGAGGAGGACACGGCAGAGGAUGAGGAUCGGUCAACUAGCUCUGAGGCAUCGCAGAAGAAGAAAACCACUCCCAAGAAGAGGAGGAAAGUGUUCUGUCAGAUCACCCAACACCUGAUGGACAACCAUGAGAUGUGGAAGAAGGUUAUUGCUGAAGAAACCGCCAAGCAAAGUAAUGUAGCUGAGCCAAUCCUAUCCAUCCAUGAAGAGGAGGAGGAGCCAGGGAGCAGGGAGGAUGUGGUGGAGGGGGAGGAGCCAGAAGAGGAAAGGGAGGGGCCGGAUGAGGAAGACACUGAGGAGUGGCCAGCACCCCCGCAGGAAGAGUCUGAAACUGCAGAGGAAGGACUACAGAAAGAGCCAGGGCCAGAGUGAAUAUAAUUGAAGGAAGAAGCGGGGCUUGAGUGAGGGCCCCAAACAGUCAUAGGAUAGAUUUAUGGCAGCCAUUGACCCUUGCAAGAACGUGAAAGGAACUUUUCUAUCCUAUAGACAUAUAAACUUUGACUGAUAUUUUUUGUUGCCAGCACAUUCACUUAGACACAACACUGUAGAAGUAUGGGAAAUUUGUGCCUAAUGAAAAUAUAACACAGGGAGGGGGAUAUCUACUGGUGUUUUACACAUUUUAUAUAUAAAACAAAAGAAUACCUUUCAGGUUCAGAGAACUCAGUCAUCUGGCCUCUGGAAGAACUGUCCAUUGUUGCAAUACAGGAUAUACCUAACUACAACCAGAUUACCAAAUGCGUUUUGCUACCGUCAAGAGUGGUUGGAGACUUGGUCAUGAAAACCCGUUGUAGAAAAACACGGACUGCAGAGACUGCUGCAAAUUUAUAUUAAAGAAAUAUUUUCUGAAUGCAAUUAUACUCAAAUUUCACGUUCAACUGGACUCACCUGUGUUUAAUUUAGGUGGGGUAUUUUAAGUAUUUUUUUCUGUGUCUAAUAAGUCUUAGUAAAACUGUUUUAUUUUUUUCUCUGAAAUGAGAUCACAAACAUUUGACUGGUUAACUUUGUGGAUUGAUAAGUGAAUCUAAACAAUGAAGCUCAAAUCGUCUUUCUAAAAUAAUUUUUUUCCAUCAUAAAAACAAAAUGUCUCAUUGAUCCCUCGGCGUAUCUUACACUUUUACUGUAAAUCACAAUAGCAAAUAUGUCCUCUAGUCCUCCUCUCACCUAGUCCUAAUUUCAUCUAGUCCUCCUCUCAUCUAGUUCUAAUGUCCUCUAGUCCUCCUCUCAUCUAGUCCUAAUAUCCUUUAGUCCUCCUUUCAUCUAGUCCUAAUGUCUUCAAGUCCUCCUCUCAUCUAGUCCUAAUGUAUUUCUCUCAUCUAGGCUUUAUGUCCUUUAAACCUCCUCUGAUCUAGUCUUUAUGUCUUCUAGUCCUCCUUUUAUCUAGUCCUAAUGUCCUCUAGUUCUCCUUUCAUCUAGUCCUAAUGUCCUCUAGUUCUCCUUUCAUCUAGUCCUAAUGUCCUCUAGUUCUCCUUUCAUCUAGUCCUAAUGUCCUCUAGUCCUCCUCUCUUCUGGUUUUAAUGUCCUCUAGUCAUUCUUUCCUCUAAUACUAACCUUCUCUAGUCAUCUUGGCCUCUAGUCAUCCUGUCCCUCUGUCCUCUAUUCUUCACGUCCUCUGGAAUUUCUAUUUAUUCUAUUCAUCAUGUCAUUUGUCCUCCGAUCCGCCUGUCCUCUAGUCAUAUCCCAAUGUCCUUCUGUCCUCUAGUCAUCAUAUCCCCAGGUCCUCCUCUCCUCUGGUCCUCCUGUCCUCCAAGUAUCUUGUCCUUCUGUCCUCCAGUCCUCUAGUCAUUAUAUCCACAUGUCCUCCUGUCCUCUAGUCAUCAUAUCCCCAUGUCCUCCUGUCCUCUAGUCAGCAUAUCCCCAUGUCCUCCUGUCCUCUAGUCAGCAUAUCCCCAUGUCCUCCUGUCCUCUAGUCAGCAUAUCCCCAUGUCCUCCUGUCCUCUAGUCCUCCUUUCCUCUAGUCAACAUAUCCCCAUGUCCUCCUGUCCUCUAGUCAGCAUAUCCCCAUGUCCUCCUGUCCUCUAGUCCUCCUUUCCUCUAGUCAACAUAUCCCCAUGUCCUCCUGUCAUCUAGUCACGCUGUCCUUUAGUCCUUUUGUCCUGUAUUCUCCUGUCCUCUAUCCAUCCAAUUCUUUAGUCCUUUAUUCAUCCUGUCCUGUAGUCCUCAAGUCUUUUUGUCUUGUGUUUUACUGAAAAACUAAAACUGUUCCUGUAUCCAUAUUAAGGACCCUCGAGUAGCUAUCACUUCACCUGGCGUACUUGACCGAUCAGGACAUGCUUGUGCCACUUUACUCCACAUGUGUACAUUUGAACAGUGGCUUUGUUCAGAGAUUAGAAUCCCCCAACUAAACACUAAAAUCAGUAGCCACUAAUCAGGAUUAUUCUGUCUACUAACACACAGAUUGGCUGAUUACAUUGUUCACCAGGAGACAAGAUAUUUGUACUUAUUGUACUUAUUAUUAUUGUUUCAGGCCUCCCCAUACACACACACACACAAAGCUACAUGUAUUUACAUGUAUGUCCUCCAAUUGAAAUCCACAUAGCUAACAAUUCAUACUACCCUCAAAUUAAGACAUCUGUAGAGACUGUUUCCAGGGAGAGAGUGGAAUGGCACAUAGUGGUCCUAGCUUUCACAGACAAGGAGUGUUCUAAUGGCACACUAUUCACUUCAUAGGGCACUACUUUUGUCAAGAGCUAUGCUCAGAAUUAGUACACUAUAUAAGGAAUAGUAGUGGUUUCCAUGUAAAUUGAGGCCACCUCGUGAUGCAGUUGGAGAGCUCAGGCCUCCGUCAUCAGUGAACAGCCUGGGAUUGUCCCUCUGGCCUCUGGCGAUUUUCUGAGACGGGAACAUUGGGUGUCCUCUCCUAAUUGGAUGUCCCAGCGUUAUUGGGUGGCCAAUUCAUAUUGGGGGCUUCCUGAUAAUUGGGUGUCCCCUUCCCCUUGGGUGUCCCCUCCUAAUUGGGUGUGCUGACACUGAUGUCUUGAUGCAGGGAUAAUCUGCAAAAGUGGCCUCGGUGACCUCUGCCUGAUUCCCAUGUAAAAUAAAGGUUGUAUAAACAACCCAGCCCUUCCCCAACCUCCCACCUGGAGACUUUAAUUAUUAGCAGGCCGACACCCUCCUCUACCACUGUAAAUAUGAGUACACAGAACUGAUCAAUGACAAAGCUCCUCCAUGUGUAGCUCUAUCAGACACCGUGCUAACUACACUACCACUGUGAAUGAUUGAGGCUAGGUGUGCAGCCUGCCGGGUGAGACCAACGGUAGCCCACGCUCAUUGGACAUUCUGGGUUCCCUCUCAUCUCAUUCCAAAUUUGACGUGGUUCUUUUAUAUGACCUUCCUCAAUCAGGUUUAUUUGUAAUUUUUUCUUUUACUCAUUUUUGAUGGGAUAAGCUGUUCAGGGCACUAACACAUGAGAUCUCAUGCUGUAAUCACAGUACUUGGAGAAGGUGUAUGUAAAGCUUAUAAAAUUAUGUGUAUGCUAUAUGUAGCUUUUACAGGUUUAAGUUGUGUUAGGGAACUUUUGAAAUGUAUCUUUUGGUUAAAAUCCAGGUUUAUGUAGUUUAAUCCACCGCCUUCCAUAUAGCAAAAUGACCAUGAUAAAUAAGAUAGACGUGACUUCAUUGAAGAUUCUAGUAUGUGUGUGUGCGCGUUUGUGUGUGUGUGUGUAUUUGAGUGUUUGUGUGUGCGUGCACUUGUCUGCAGCCCUACUAUGAUGCUAUGUCACUUCUAAAGAGAGUAUUAUCAAUUGAAACUCCGCAUUUUCUAAUACUUCCCAGUGCUUCCGGCCUUCCAAAUGCAAUAUUUUGGAAUUAUGCCAAUUUUUCUGUGAACUUAGAGAGGAAUAACAACAGAUAUUGAAGGUGUGUCUCGGUUGAUAAAUUCCUGGCACACUCCUGUAAAAGUGUGCCUCUCUUUUUCUCUCUCUCUCUCUCAUGAAGAGCAAGGUCGAUCUGCAGAGGCUUAAUUGGACGGACAGUCCAUUCAGUGAGCUAUUUGGAUUUAUUAACCUAUGCACAUCUUUAACGCUUGUACUUUGCCUGUUGAUGUGGAGCACAGCUGCCCAAUCCCCAUAGGUCAAAACCCCUUCUGGUUUUCAUCCUUUCCUUCUAAUCAGGGAAUCAGGUACUGAUACCCAGAGACUCUCUGUGAGUCCAAGGUGUCCGUGGGGUAAGACGGGCAGGUGACGCAGACGGGUCCCUUUUCAAUUAAUUCCCUGUCAUGUUGCCUCUCAGGUGGUCCCUGCUGUUCGGAGUAAAAGGUCUUGAAAGACAGGUGUGUUGAACAUAUAACGCUCUGUUUCUCUGUCAGCAUGACCCGCCAGAUUGACGGAUAAGCAGAAAAACUAAGAGACAUUCGACACGUAAAACUGUAGAGUUUUCUUUCUUAUUUUGAAAAACCUGUCCUGUUUUGGUGACUGUGUCAUUGCUCGUGUUGGUUCGCGAUCAUACGGUGAUCACUGAUCGGUCAAUCUUUUCUUUUACUAUGUCUGUCGGACCAUUCCAGCCCCAAUACCAAAAGACCCGUUUCUAGAAUGUUCCAGUGUGUUAUUAUACUCCUCUGUCUUAAAUGAUUUUUAUUUGCCAUGAUUAUUGUAAACAACAUGUUUUAUCAUUUAUAAUGAGAACCAAACAAGCUUAACAAUCCUAUAAACAUGAAAAUGAGACUUGUAUUUUUUAUAUAGUUGACACUUCAUGAUGAUUAUACGACUAAUGGUAGUUUUUUUCUCUCACCAGUACCUUGCACUUACCACAUGUAGCAAUACGUACACAAGGAAGAUAUGUCAUAAUAUUAAUAAACAAUUCACAGUAUUUGUUAAGUAAAACUUAAUUUCCUUCCUGUUUUAUGCUCCAUUUUUGUACUAUAUAUAUAUA